GUCAGACUUCUCUAUGCAAUUAGGAUCUCUUUCACCAUUUCCCCUUGUUUCUGCUUCUCUUUCAAACCCUGGAGGCUUGAGUAAGGGGAGGGAAACAUGUGUGCCAUGGUGGUAGAGUUAACUUACAAUUGCCUACCAUUCUUUCUGCUAUGUGUUAUCUUGCUGUUCCUCUUAAGGAUGUUCUGCAACAAAGUGAACCGUGUGAGCUCAAGGCUCCCUCCUGGGUCCAUGGGGCUCCCUUAUGUGGGUGAAACCCUUCAGCUGUACUCAAAGGAUCCUAGCAUCUUCUUUGCAACUCGUCAGAAGAGGUACGGGGAGAUAUUCAAGACCCAUGUGCUGGGGUGCCCGUGCGUGGUAUUGGCGAGCCCACAGGCCGCUAAAUUCGUGCUGGUGAGUCAUGCAGAGCUCUUCAAGCCCACGUACCCGCGCACCAAGAUGGCCCUGAUCGGACCUUCUGCCUUGUUCUUCCACGACGGCAGCUACCACAUGCGGCUAAGGAAGCUGGUGCAGGGUCCCCUGCAGCCCGACGCCCUCCGCUCUCUCCUGCGCGAUGUCGAAGCCAUCGCAGACCGAGCGGUAGACACUUGGUCCCAUGGCACGGUGGUGAACACCUUCGCAGAGAUGAAGAAGUAUGCAUUUGAUGUGGGGAUUAUUUCCAUUAUUGGAAGAUUGGAUGAUGAACGCAAGGAGGAACUGAAAAGAAAUUACUGCGUGGUGGACAAGGGAUACAACUCUUUCUUCAACCGCAUUCCAGGCACAUCAUAUCACAAGGCCAUCCUGGCAAGAAGAAGACUGGGGAUGAUAUUGAGCAAGCUAAUCGAAGAGAGAAAAAUGAAAGGAGAAGUGAGGGAUGAUCUCCUGGGCAACUUAAUGAACUACAAAGCUCCAAAUGGGGAGAGCCUCAGCGUGGAAGAGAUUGCCGAUAAUGUCAUUGGGGUUCUUUUUGCUGCCCAAGAUACCACAGCUAGUGCACUGACAUGGCUCCUCAAGUACCUAUAUGAAAACCCUAAAAUUCAAGAUUUCGUACGUGCUGAGCAGAUGGCCAUACAUGAGGAGAAUGAUAGAGGGAAGAAAGGCUUGACAUGGGCACAGACCAAGAAUAUGCCUUUCACUUCAAGGGUGAUUAUGGAGACAUUGAGGAAGGCUAGCAUUUUGUCCUUCACAUACAGGGAAGCAGUACUAGAUGUGGAGUACAAAGGCUACCUCAUACCCAAAGGCUGGAAGGUACUGCCCUUAUUCAGAAACAUACACCACAACCCUGAAUUCUUUCCUGAUCCACAGAAGUUUGAUCCUUCAAGAUUUGAGGUGGCACCAAAGCCCAACACCUUCAUGCCAUUCGGUAACGGAGUCCAUUCCUGUCCAGGCAGUGAGCUUGCCAAGCUUGAGAUGCUCGUGCUUGUCCACCAUCUUGUGACCAAAUACAGGUGGGAGGUGGUGGGAUCGGAUAAUGAGGUGGAGUAUGGACCCUUCCCUGUUCCCAGGCGCGGUCUUCCAGCCAAGUUUUGGAAGGCUCACCAUGGCUGAAAGCCUAACAGCAUGCUUCGAUCUGUUUAUGCGGAAGUGCCUUCUUCUCUCCUUUUGUGGUGUUAAAAACAGCUCAAAAGUCGAUGGAGCUGAAAAUCAUUCUCAAUUGAAUUGAAAUUAUGUUGCUAUUA
This is a messenger RNA of Nymphaea colorata (pocket water lily), 1655 nucleotides long. Its product is annotated as abscisic acid 8'-hydroxylase 3. NCBI's taxonomy places the organism in Eukaryota, Viridiplantae, Streptophyta, Magnoliopsida, Nymphaeales, Nymphaeaceae. The transcript is spliced from 9 exons. Gene Ontology annotation, biological process: sterol metabolic process. The record is from RefSeq and is a predicted model, not a curated record. Gene Ontology annotation, molecular function: heme binding; (+)-abscisic acid 8'-hydroxylase activity; iron ion binding. Bases 97 to 1524 code for a protein of 475 amino acids.